AUGGCCGAGCUGGAGGGGCUGGAGUUCGGCAAGUCCGACUUUGUGCUGCUGGACGAGGUGACCAUGGAGCAGUUCAUGGAGAACCUGAAGCUGAGGUUUGAGAAGGGAAGAAUCUACACCUACAUCGGAGAGGUGGUGGUCUCUGUCAACCCCUACCAGCAGAUGGAUAUUUAUGGGAAAGACACUGUGGACGCCUACCGGGGCCGGGAGCUGUAUGAGAACCCCCCCCACCUGUACGCCGUCCAUCACAAACCCCAGCCAGCGGGCAGAGGUGGAGAGCUGCUUCGUGGAGGCUCUGCUGAGAUGCUAGUGUCCAUCCACCUGCAGAAUGACCCCGCCCUGUACGCCUACACCAGAGAGGGCGCCGCCGCCACCACUUCCAACAACGACCGCUCGAGCCACAAGGCGGUGACGAGCGCACUGGAGGUGAUCGGCUUCUCCGGGGAGGAGGGCAACCUUCGGUUUGAGAGUGACGGGGACGGCGUUGGGGUCGUGGGGCCGGAGGCGCUGAGCCACAUCGCCGAGCUGCUCGCCACCGACGCCGCCAGCCUCAGCAGCAGCCUGCUGUUCCGCACCGUGGCCACCGGGGGCGGCGAGGUCAUCCAGAAGGGCCACUCCGAGCAGGACGCCUGCUUCGGCCGCGACGCCUUCGCCAAGGCGCUCUAUGAGAGGCUGUUCGGCUGGAUCGUGAGCCGUAUCAACAGCAUCAUCGAAGUGAAAGACUACAACCCGGUGCUCCAUGGGAAAAACACGAUCGACUACUUCAACAACCAGAUCAUCGUGGACCUGGUGGAACAGCCCCACAAAGGCAUCAUCUCCAUCCUGGACGAGGCCUGCCUCUCGGUCGGGAAGGUCACGGACACAAUGUGCCUGGACAGCAUGGACACCAAACUGGCUCAGCAUCCCCAUUACACCUCACGCAAGAAACACUUCCGCAUCCGCCAUUACGCCGGUGACGUCACGUAUUCUGUGGAAGGAUUUCUGGACAAAAACAAGGACCCGCUGUUUCAGGACUUCAAGCGUCUCAUGUACAACAGCUCCAACCCGGUCCUGAGGGAGAUGUGGCCGGACGGCCAACUGGGUAUCACCGAGGUCACCAAGCGGCCGCUGACCGCCGCCACGCUCUUCAAGAACUCCAUCGUGGCUCUGGUGGAUAAGCUGGCCUGCAAGGAGCCCUACUACGUGCGCUGCAUCAAGCCCAACGAGGUGAAGUCUCCGGUGCUGUUCGACGACGCCCGCUGCCGCCACCAGGUGGCGUAUCUGGGCCUGCUGGAGAACGUCAUGGUGCGCCGGGCCGGGUUUGCCUACAGGCAGCUGUACGCCCGCUUCCUGCAGCGGUACAAGAUGACCUGCGAGUACACGUGGCCGAACCACCUGAUGGGCUCGGACCGGGCGGCGGUGGAGGCCAUCAUCACGCAGCACGGUUUCCAGGACGACGUGGCCUACGGCCACACCAAGCUGUUCGUGCGCACGCCGCGCUCGCUGUUCACACUGGAGCAGCAGCGCGCCGCCCUCAUCCCCAUCCUGGUGCUGUUCCUGCAGAAGAUCUGGCGAGGGGCUCUGGCCCGCCUGAGGUGCCGCCGGAUGAGGGCCAUCUACGCGAUCAUGGGCUGCUACAAGCGCUACAAGGUGAAGGCCCACUUCUGGGAGGUGGAGCAGAGGUUCUCCAACGUGCGGACGAUGGCCGACUACGGGAAGAGCCUGGAGUGGCCGACGCCGCCGGCGGCUUUGGCCCAGUUCCACAAGAUCACAGUGUCACUGCACCGCAGGUGGUGGGCCAGGCAGGUUGUGAAGAACAUCCCCCCGUCCGACAUGCUGGAGGUCCGGUCCAAGGUGGCGGCUCUGACAGCCCUGAGCGGCGAGAGGAAGGACUGGGGAGCGCGCCGGGUCUGGGAGAGGGACUACCUGUCCAACGUCCGGGACUGCCCUCAGACCAGCUCCAGCUUCGUCCGAGCCUCCAAGGAGCUGAAGAACAAGGACAGCUUUAGUCAAGUUGUGUUCUCGGGCUUCUGCAGGAAGGUGAACCGGUUCAACAGAAGCACAGACCGAGCGCUGCUGGUCACCGACAGGUUCGUCUACAAACUGGAGCCCAAGAAGAACUACAAGGUUCUGAAGAGGUUCCCUCUGGACACGUUCACCGGCCUGAGCGUAACGGCGGGCGCUGACCAGCUGGUGGCGCUGCACACGGCCUCCCAGGACGACGUGCUGCUCUGCCUUCAGCGUGGAGAGCUGAACCCCGACCAGGACCGGGUGGGCGAGCUGCAGCUUCCGGUGACGGUUUGCCGCUCGGCUCUGCAGCUGCACAUGAGGGGGAAGCCGAAAAGCGUCAGUGUGGAGCACCGCGCCGGCCAGGCCGCCGCCGACUUCAAGAAGAGCCGGGACGGAUUCAUCCUGCUGCUGCCCGCCAGCUAG
This is a messenger RNA of Menidia menidia (Atlantic silverside), 2412 nucleotides long. The record is from the annotation of a GenBank genome assembly. NCBI's taxonomy places the organism in Eukaryota, Metazoa, Chordata, Actinopteri, Atheriniformes, Atherinopsidae.